AUGCACAUACUGCUGACAAACGACGAUGGUCCUCCGGACCCACACGCCUCGCCCUACGUCCGACACCUCGUACAGCACAUAGUGCGACGCCGCCCAGACUGGCGCCUGACCAUUUGCGUCCCGGACCGCCAGCGGUCCUGGAUCGGCAAGGCUCACUUUGCUGGCCGCGAUGCACACGCGAGAUUCGCGUACAUGGCCCGAGACGCGACAGACGAGGCUCUUCUGGGGCCCUUCCCGCAGCCACAGCGUGUGACGCCCGACUCCGCGCUCCCUUGUAUCGAGAAUUCUCUGGUCCCGGAAGACGCAAUCACGUGGUGUCUCGUCGAUGGUACGCCUGCGACCUGUACCGACAUAGGGCUCCACCACCUGUGCAAUUCCGACAUCGAUCUGGUCAUCUCUGGGCCCAAUGUCGGUCGAAACACGUCGGCAGCGUACAUCACGUCCAGCGGCACAGUUGGUGCCGCCAUGGAGGCCGUGUGGUCUGCUGGAAAGCGUGCAAUCGCCGUCUCCUGGGCAUACUCUCACGGCAACCCACAGGUGCGUGAAGACAUCCUCAUCGCGGCAGCGGAAAAGACGUGCAGUGUGAUCGAUGCCCUCAUCGGCCACUGGCACCCGUCAGCGCACUUCUACAGCGUCAAUGUGCCGCUCAUCGAGACACUGGGCCCACAGACGCGCGCCGUGUACACGCACAUCUGGGAGAAUACCUGGUGCUCCAUUUUUGAGCUGAAGGAUGACGGCACUGCCCGCGAAAGCUCGGACUCGGACGCAUUGCAGAUUGCUGAUGCGCGUGCCGAACCACACGGCAUCACUUUCCGCUGGAGACCUAAUUUCGCCCGCCAAAGGAACGUCACACACACGGCUAAACCACUUAACGACCUCGCUGCAGUUGACGAAGGUCACGUGAGUGUCACUGCCCUUCGGGCGGUAUUCCAACAGGUCGAACCGCUCAAAACCGGCGAGUUGCCGCUUGAAGUAGCGCAAAGUUUACCGUUUGAAUCGAGCCGUAAGCGCAACACUCGUCUUCUGCUCUCAGUACCGUCCAAUGACUAUAUUAGAAUGCCUCUGCUGGAAGCCUUUGCGAGGCACGUGCCGGAGGUGAGGAUAACCGAUGCUGGCGGAAGUGCGGCGCUAGCACAUGCUGCGCUCAAGCAUGCUACUGCUGGUGUUAACGCGAGGGUGUUACAUUAUGGGGAGUACGAACAUAUAGAUUUUGAUCGGUUGAGUCAACCCAGUGGCGAUUAUUACGCCAACUGCUACGCUUAUCGGAAGGCCCUCAUCCGCAAACAUUAUCUGGCGCACACGGUGCGCGCAUAUGUGGCCAAAAAUCCUAACGCGCUUCUCGCAAAAGCAUUUAUGGAGUCCUUCCCUAUAAACGUUGAUUAUGCCGAAUUUUUGGAUGACGCCCUGGACGAAGCCUGGGAGCUCCGCCAGGAACUUGAGCGUGAGCAAAAAUGGUGGAUUUUGAAGCCCAGUAUGAGCGACAAGGCACAAGGCAUCCGUGUUUUCAAGAGCGUGGAAGAGCUGCAAGCUAUUUUCGAUUCUUUUGAGGAAGAAGGAGUUUCUGACGACGAUGAGAAGGGGGAAAACCAUGAUACACGUGUCGUAACGUCUCAGUUGCGGGACUUUCUGGUACAGGAGUACCUGUUGAAGCCACUUCUGUUGCCCUCAAUGGACAAUCGAAAGUUUCACAUUCGAUGCUAUGUCACCAGCCGCGGCGAUCUACAGGUGUUUGUGUUCGAUCGCAUGUUGGCCUUGUUCGCUCCUUCUGCUUUCGUUUCUCCAGCCGAGGUCUCGGAGUACUCGCCUACCGACAUCAAUGCCCUCGCAUGCCAUUUGACCAAUACUUGCCUGUAUGUUGAUGAGAAUUUUAUGAAAACGAAUGCAGUACGUGAAUUUGACGACUUAUCCGACCUAUCUACGGAUGAGAAACUGAGAAUCAAAUCUCAAAUACAUGAAAUUACAAAAGAGCUCUUUUUGGCGGCUGUGACUACAAACCGCAUGAAUUUCCAGCCUCUUGAACGUGGUUUUGAAAUUUACGGACUUGAUUUUCUGGUUGACGAAAAUUUGGACGUAAAGGUACUCGAAGUCAAUGCGUUUCCUGAUUUCAAACAAACUGGCGAAGAGCUGCGCUCCCUGGUUGAGGAGCUAUUUGAUGAAGUCGUGAAGCAAUGCGUCGUGCCCAUUGUUACUGGUGGAAACGCAAUUUCUGCAGGCCCUAACUUCAGUAAGGUUCUCGAUCACCAGUCCCACAACUGGUAA
This is a messenger RNA of Lachancea mirantina, 2259 nucleotides long. The record is from the annotation of a GenBank genome assembly. NCBI's taxonomy places the organism in Eukaryota, Fungi, Ascomycota, Saccharomycetes, Saccharomycetales, Saccharomycetaceae.